Orbicella faveolata is the source of this 5317-nucleotide messenger RNA. RefSeq names its product cytochrome P450 1A1-like. Lineage: Eukaryota; Metazoa; Cnidaria; Anthozoa; Scleractinia; Merulinidae. The record is from RefSeq and is a predicted model, not a curated record. Gene Ontology annotation, biological process: progesterone metabolic process; hormone biosynthetic process. Gene Ontology annotation, molecular function: heme binding; iron ion binding; steroid 17-alpha-monooxygenase activity.
AGUUUGGAUCUCGCUAGUGUGGCUUUGAACGAUUUUCCUCUUUUGCACGAGAAAAUGGGAAAUAAUGGGGGGCUCUCUUUAUAUACCUUCCUCAGCAAAGGCAGAAUCUGUAUUAAGUGACAUUUAUUCAUCAAGGCUUUCUUUAUAUUAGGCACUGCUGGGUGCUGCGACAAAAGGUGGAAUUUUAUUUUAAGUUUUUCCCUUCUAAGUUGUUUGUUCUCAAUUCUUAAUAACUAAGAUCCAAACGAUCUUAUUUACUUUGAUGAUCACCGAUAAAGUUUAUGAAUAGGUAAUAAAAUGCUUAAAUACAAGCCGUUGCAAUGAAUAGAUCAUUCUGAGAGCAAUCGUACACGGACACGCUCGAUUGUAGUACUUUUUGUGCGAUAUUAAAGAUUACUUAAAGCUAACCUGGACUGAUUUCUUGGAUGAAGUCAGUCCUAAACUCUGCCGGUUUGGUGACAUCUAGCGGGAAUGUUUCCAGACAUCCCCGAAUCCCAUUCCACAUCAAGCACAAAGCACGAAAUAAAAAGAACGCUACAUGCAGAAUAAAUAAUAAACAUUGAACGCUUAGAUGAAUUUUUUUACUUUUACGGCUGUAGCUUUGACUUACAUCAAGAGAAUAUGAUCUGCUGACAUUUACACAAGAUGAGCAAUUUUCUUUAGAAGGGGAGUACAUGGGAUUAAUUUCGUGAGCUUUUUCUUCAACAUCAAAUCUGACUUGCGUGCCAAGUUAACACGCUGGUUAACAUUGAGCCGUGAUUUUACGUCAAUUAAAUUUUCUUAUGUCUAUGCUUCUGCUUAUGCUUGUGUCGCAAGUGAGGACCGGGCUUUACCCAUGAAACGAAAAUUUGAGUUUUCCAUACCAUUAAGCAAAAUAAAGAUGGGUAAGAGAAAUAUACGUGAAUUUAUAUUCCUUCCUGAUUCAGUUUCCACGAAUGACCCUUGCAGUAGACUCUCAAGGAGCAUUCCUGUUUCAUGAGUCAAAUGAGUCAAUGAGUCACGAGUAAUGAGUCAAUGGGCCAUGAGUCAAGUUAUAGGUCAGGUCAGCGGUUUUGUUUGGAGCAUUUCCAAGAAGGCGGGUGGUCGGACGGACCGACAACCAAGAGCCAAAAUAACUCUCGAACACUCUUAUUCCAACAUACAGCUCUAACACUAGCUUACAACUCGAAUACAACUUGAAUAGAACUGACACAUUUCACAGAGUUCGCUCGAUCAAACGAGUCGAUGAAUAAUUAUGCUAAAUACAGAAUUCUCACGAAAUGUCUCACAAAAUUGUUAGUCUUCCGGAACGUAAACAAUGUCUUCCGAACAGCGGGAAAGCGUGCAGCUCCAGAAUCGGUGAGUGCAAUCUUGAAACAAAUGGUUGACAGGCCAAACACGACUCCUAUUGGUCAAGAAAGAGCUAGCAAAUGGCGUAAUGUACUUUAGGAUCCUUAUUUGUUUGAAGCUCAACCUGGUUAUUUUGUGUUUCUUUGACCUUACUUUACUUUACUUCAUUGAAUUUGUUGCAUGUACAAUAAAAAAAAGAAAGAAAGAAAAGAAAAUAGCAUCAGCAACUGGAGCAGAAAACAGGACGAUGUCCCAAUUGAUAUUCAACCCCAAUAAAUAUUAACAAAAUAGUAACAAUAAUUAUAAUCAUAGAGGUAGUAGUAAAAGUAGUAAUAAUUAUCAUAUGAUGUUGUUUACAAUCAAGUUAAUUUAAAAUGACUUCAUUAACUUACACCCUCACUACUUGGAAGAUUACAAGGAAGGGUGUUAUCAUCAUAAAAAUCUAAAAGCCUCCUUUUAAAAGUAUGAAAUGAGUCCACGCUUGACGGCAGUUUUUCUGGAUUUCUAGGCACUCGAUGGCUAAUCUGCAGUGUGGAGCUAUUUUCAUGUAAACCAUACGCACUCAGAACAUGUGCGGCACAUGUUCUGAGUGCGUAUAUUUUUGCUUUAUGGACCUUUAUGUUCCUUGACGUUAGUUAAGUGCUGGUAAAAUGGGGUUGACAAGCCUACACGACUCCUACGGUUCGUGACAUCUGUACGUUUGCCGUUCUCUGUUCGGUCUCUCGACCUUUUUGUGCUUCACUGUACUCCCGUUUAUGAAGGGCACUAAAUGCUGUUUUACAAGGAGAAAUUUUGAGUAGCAUUGAGCCGUUAGACUGCUGUAGUACUUGUGCAGAUUUUCUACGUGCUGUUAAGUUAGAUUACUAGUUCGGUGCAGGAGGGAGCACUGUCUGAUAUCAGUCACAGGAGUUAAAAAGUUGUGACAAGCCUGCACGACUCCCGCUGUACGCAAAUGUGUAUUCUUUGCCUUUAGAGUUCGCCAUGUACUUAUUCUUAAGUUUGUUGUACUCCUCCUAAUCUGCAUUGCUAAACAGAUUUCUGUUGUUGAUAUUUGGUUUCACAUUCUUUACAUGCGGAAAACUUUACUGUUUUGCAAACUUGCGUUUACGUUUACAAAUGCCUGGUAUGUUAUGAAGAAAGCAUAUCUUAAAUGCUGGUAAACAUUUGCAUAACGUCCAAUGAAUAAAUAAACAUUUUUAUCAAGGUUGAAGCUGUGUAAUGUCACUUUGUGUUGCUUUCUUGGUUAUCUGACAACGUUCACGAAAUCGGAUAUGAUGGAUCAUUGAUGGCGUCACACCAUGGAGUAGGCCCAGGGGAGUGGCUUUUGGCCCAAAAAAGUGCAAAUAGAGUACAAAAAAUAAAAUAAAUAAACUACAGUAAAUGUGUGGCAUUUUUGGUGUUUUUUACGAUACAUGUCCCGGGGAAGUGGCUUUUGAAAAGCAACCGUUACAAAAAUUAUUUUUGUCUUGACGUUAAGUUCUAUUGCAUUUGCUGCUAUAUUGGAUAUUUACCUUAUGACCCGUGCCAUGUAUUUGGCAAUUUGCUCGAGCGACUGUAGUAAAUCCUUAUCGGCUGCACGUAACAUGUCGUUCAUUGGUGCCGGCUUAGGUUCUAAAGGUUCUACACUAGAUUUAAAGCUGGCAAACCAUACAUUUUCUACCAUAUCAGGUGAUAUUCCGGUCAGUAGGUCUCUUGUACGAGAUCAGUUGUGAUCAAGCGAUGGCAGUCUCCGGUCUUUUCCGACCCAUUUCAGAAAGAAAAUUCCAAGGCCUUUCGCUGUAACUAGCGUCCUUUGAGUAAUUUCAACCUCUGAACUUGUUCGUCUAUUAAAAUGAAUUCGAGACACAAAAAUCGUUGCGUAGCGAACCACCGAAUUCACAGUCAGUACUUACUCCGAUUUUUGCGGCGUCCACCAUUUUGAAUUUUGAAAACCGCCGACCAAACUCAUAACUUGACUCACGGCUCAUUGACUCAUGUUUACGAAUACUGGCGCCUUCUCUCUCGAAUAUUGCGUGCUGUUUGCGUGAUGGAAUGUGACUUGUUAAGUGACAAUCUGUCUGGUCCAAUAUUCUUGAAGUGAAACCAAGCUAACUUUUAGCCUAAGUUGGAAACCAGGUCAUUCCGCCUGCAUCAUGAUCAUCGAAGCCAUUGCCUUGUUAUUCUUUCUUAUGGCUGCGUAUGUCGUGCGCACUCUUUGGGAGAAUAGAAAUCUUCCUCCAGGUCCAUUUCCAUUACCUGUACUUGGAAAUCUGCUAUCAGUUGGACUCAAACAGCCUUAUCGUGAUCUUGCAAACAUGACAAAAAAGUACGGCAAGUUAUUUCGGAUCCAAAUGGGAAGCAGAAAAGUGAUUGUUAUUAACAGCUAUGACAUCGCGAGAGAGGCACUUGUGGCAAAGGCAGAGGAUUUUGCUGGUCGACCUCAUCAUUUCUUCGGGAGUAUCUUUGGACGAAACUCUACUGACCUCGCUUUUCAAACAUUCUCUCAGAGAUGGAUAACACAGCACAAAAUAGCUUUAACAGCUUUGCGCUUAGCUGAAGACAAGGCAAAUGUUGCUUCACAUGUGAACGAGUUGUGUGAUAAAUUUCAUUCUACCAAAGGAAAACCAUUUGGCCCGCAGGAUCUCGUUUUCAAAUCUUUAGGUAAUUGCCUGUCGUCACUUAUUUUCGGGAAAGAAAACAAGCUACAUGACCACGAGGUAGACGCGCUCAUAGAAGUUCUUCAUGUCUUCGCGAAAUCCCUCGGCGCAGCUAAUCUCAUCGACACCUUCCCAAUUUUCAAGAACAUUCCUUUUGAGAUUAUAAAGAAAGCAACUCGAGCGGGAGAAAUUCGGGACGAAAUAUUCGAAAGAAAAUUCAAAGAACAUGCGUCGACAUUUCAGAGUGAUAACAUCCGGGAUCUACUUGAUGCCAUGUUGAAGGGUUUCCGUCAAAAAAAUUGUGGUUUACUUCAAGAGGAACAUUUAAUAUCAAGCGCCUCUGAUGUGUUUAUGCCCGGCACUGAAACUCCGUCCGUUGUGAUCAUCUGGUUGAUAUUUUACGCCAUCAAAUACCCGGAUGUACAGGCCAGGCUCCACAGUCAGCUAGAUGAUGUCAUCGGCAACACAAGCCGACUGCCACAGUUACCUGACAAACCCAACUUACCAUAUUUGGAUGCAUUCAUUGCUGAGGUUCAGAGAAUUGUAAGUGACACUCCAUUAGCAGUUCCUCACUCAACCACGCGGGAAACAUCCCUUGCUGGUUUCCUAAUCCCGCGGGAUACGACUGUCUUCAUUAAUCUCUGGGCCAUUCAUCACGAUUCUGAUCGUUGGGAAGAUCCAUUUUGCUUUCGACCAGAGCGGUUCUUGGAUGAACAAGGUCGACUGCAUUUGGAGGGUAUCAUGCCAUUCUCAUUGGGAAAGCGCUCGUGUCCGGGAGAGUCUUUUGCCAGGAAAACAGUUUUCUUGUACGCUGCUCGAUUGCUGUACAGAUUUCAAUUUGAGAGUCCACCUGGUGCGACACUGCCUGACGAGGAUGACAGUGAUUACAGUAUCGUGCUUUCCUGUAAGCCCUUUAAGAUUUGUGCCACAGACAGACGAAAUAAGAAUUUAUUAAACACGAAAUAGAGGUAUAAGGGGACUGGACGUGCAUGAACUCUGUGUGAAUGAAGCGUUCUAACUGUAGUCAUUUAACGAGACAAAAUUUAACAUGUCAAAUUAGGAGAGAAAGCCCUCAAUAGUUCGUAGAAACAGUCACGAAAAUACUGUAGUAUUUCCACAUUAAAAGUUAAUCGAGCCAAAUUUCAAGCCAUUACGGUGGUAUGAUAGAAAAUCCACAAGGCUUGAAAGUGUCUAUACGUCCAACAGGGUUUUUGUGCUUUUGGUAUCUCAUAACAUGUAAAUCAAAGGCUCCCUGAUCCAGCUCAUGGAUGAAUAGUUGACUUUUGCCUCUGUGGCAAAACAAGUCUUUGUGCAAAACUAUUUGUAUGAAAUGCAUGUCACCUGUACAUUCA